Pteronotus mesoamericanus is the source of this 796-nucleotide messenger RNA. RefSeq names its product heat shock protein family B (small) member 1 (gene HSPB1). Gene Ontology annotation, biological process: protein refolding; response to heat; negative regulation of apoptotic process. The record is from RefSeq and is a predicted model, not a curated record. NCBI's taxonomy places the organism in Eukaryota, Metazoa, Chordata, Mammalia, Chiroptera, Mormoopidae. The transcript is spliced from 3 exons. Gene Ontology annotation, cellular component: nucleus; cytoplasm. The coding region runs from base 55 to 660 and encodes 201 amino acids.
UCCAGCGCCCGACAUUCCUCGGAGCCUCAGCGAGACGCGCAGAACCGAGUCAGCAUGGCCGAGCGCCGCGUUCCCUUCUCGCUCCUGCGGAGCCCUAGCUGGGACCCUUUCCGCGACUGGUACCCGAGCCACAGCCGCCUCUUCGAUCAGGCCUUCGGAAUGCCGCGGCUGCCGGAGGAGUGGUCGCAGUUGUUCAGCCACAGCGGCUGGCCGGGCUACGUGCGCCCGCUGCCCGCUGCCGGCGAGAGCCCCAGGGUAGUGGCCGCGCCCGUCUACAGCCGCGCGCUCAACCGGCAACUCAGCAGCGGCAUCUCGGAGAUCCAGCACACGGCCGACCGCUGGCGGGUGUCCCUGGACGUCAACCACUUCGCCCCCGAGGAGCUGACGGUCAAGACCAAGGAUGGUGUGGUGGAGAUCACUGGCAAGCACGAAGAGAGACAGGAUGAGCAUGGAUUCAUUUCCCGGUGCUUCACGCGAAAAUACACGCUGCCUCCUGGUGUGGACCCCACCCUGGUGUCCUCUUCCCUGUCCCCUGAGGGCACGCUCACCGUGGAGGCUCCGAUGCCCAAGCCAGCCAGCCAGUCAGCAGAGAUCACCAUCCCUGUCACCUUCGAAGCUCGUGCCCAGCUUGGGGGCCCAGAAGCUGGGAAGUCCGAUUAGCCUGGAGCCAAGUAAAGGCCUUAGACCUGCUUCAGACCCUCCCAUUAGCAAUCACUGGCCAUCCCUACCUGUCAGCCUGUAUGCUCUUUUGAUAUGUUUAUGUUCUGUUUUUCUCAAAUAAAGUUCAAAGAAAUUG